Messenger RNA from Rhodamnia argentea, 3485 nucleotides. RefSeq names its product protein MEI2-like 2. The transcript has 13 exons. Bases 374 to 2959 code for a protein of 861 amino acids. The record is from RefSeq and is a predicted model, not a curated record. NCBI's taxonomy places the organism in Eukaryota, Viridiplantae, Streptophyta, Magnoliopsida, Myrtales, Myrtaceae. Gene Ontology annotation, molecular function: RNA binding.
CAUAUACUCGUCUCGGUUCCCCCAUUUUCUCUCUCUAAAAAUUUUCCGUCCUUCCUCUCCGUCUCUCUCUCUCUCUCUCUCUCCAAGAGCUCGCUUCUUCAGUGAAUUCUUCUUCGCCAGAGCCAGAGAGAGCGGCAGCUGGGAAGUGUUUGAAUACAGAAAUCAUCUGGGCUUGCACGGAACUCUCUCUCUCUCUCUCUCUCGCCUCAGUCAGUGUUUUGAUCCGGGACGGUUCUUCGUUCAAUCGCCGAAGGGCUCUAUUAUAACUGCUGCUUGUCGGGGCUCGAGUGAGGUGUAUUUUGAUGGUGUCUUCAUUAGGUUAAUCUCUCCCGCGUAAUUAUCCGCUUGAAUAAUUCGAGCAGCCAGUGGCUAAAUGGAGUGGAACUCGAAGGAUUUGUCUUCUGGAAAUUUUGAAGGUCCCUCCAAGGUUCCUUCAGCAAACAUUCCAAGAAAAGUAGGAUUUGGUGCAUGGGGGAUGCCGCGUGAUCCACAUGCCUCAAAUGAUACUAGCUUGUUUUCUAGCUCAUUACCUGUCCUUCCUCAUGAAAAAUUGAACUUCCCUGAGUCCGGGAAUUUCCCUGAGUCCGGGAAUUUUGGCCAUUCUGUUGACGAUAACUUCCCGAAGCUAAGUAAGCUGAGCCAGCAACUUGAAGAGACUGAUCCACUUGAAGAUCUUGAAAAAAUUGCAAUUGGAAAUUUGCUUCCUGACGAUGAAGAUGAGCUUCUAGCCGGCAUAAUGGAUAGUCUUGACUUAGGCGGAUUGCCCAUUCAGCUGGAUGAUACAGAAGAAUAUGAUUUUUUUAGUUGUGGAGGAGGAAUGGAAAUGGACUAUGAUCCUCAGGAGAAUUCAACUAUUGGCAUGUCAAAGAUAAGCAUAUCUGAUGGCUUUACAAAUGGGUUUGGUCACUAUGCUCUCACAAAUGGUUCUGGGACAGUGGCUGGGGAACAUCCAUAUGGUGAGCAUCCUUCGAGGACACUGUUUGUUCGGAAUAUCAAUAGCAAUAUUGAAGACUCUGAAUUGAGAUCUCUGUUUGAGCAAUAUGGAGAUAUAAGAACCCUAUAUACUGCAUGUAAGCAUCGUGGAUUUGUGAUGAUUUCAUACUAUGACAUUCGAUCUGCUCGCACUGCAAUGCGUGCAUUGCAAAAUAAACCCUUGAGACGAAGAAAACUUGAUAUUCAUUUCUCCAUACCCAAGGAUAAUCCGUCAGAGAAGGAUAUAAAUCAAGGAACUCUUGUAGUUUUCAAUUUGGAUGCUUCUGUAUCAAAUGAUGAGCUUCAUCAAAUAUUUGGUGCUUAUGGGGAAGUCAAAGAGAUCAGGGAAACUCCACACAAGAGACAUCAUAAGUUUGUAGAAUUUUACGAUGUGAGAGCUGCAGAGGCAGCUCUUAGAGCAUUAAACAGGAGUGAAAUUGCUGGGAAACGCAUAAAACUCGAACCUAGCAGACCCGGUGGUGCACGUCGGAACUUGAUGCAGCAACUAAGCCUAGAGCUGGAGCAGGAUGAAUCUCGAGCUUUCCGGCACCAAGUAGGUUCGCCGAUUGCCAGCUCUCCUCCUGGUAACUGGAUACAGUUUGCGAGUCCGAUUGAGCAGAGUCCUUUGCAUACUUUCAGUAAAUCCCCCGGAGUGGGAUCUCCUAAUUCUCUACAGAGCAACCAUCUGCCUGGGUUAGCUUCAAUUCUCCCAUCUCACUCAUCUACUUCCCCAAAUUUUGCAGCCAUUGGAAAGGAUCAAGGAAGAAUUAAUCAUGUCAACCCGAUUUAUACAAACGCUGAUUCUACAAAAGGAAUGGCCUUCCCUCAUUCUAAUUCUUUUCCUGAGCAUAGUCUCAGUACAAGUCCUGGACCUGUUUUUCCUCUGGGUGAGUCAAGUCCAAAUACAUCUUCUGUUGGAACUUUAUCUGGUCCUCAGUUUCUCUGGGGUUCUCCCACUCCAUAUACCGAGAGAUCCAAUUCAUCUGCCUGGCCCACAUCUUCAGUGGGGCGUUCAUUCGUCGCCAGCAGACAGGGACAGGGACAGGGACAGGGAUUUUCAUAUGCCAGUCUCAAUAAUGCAUUCCCGAGUACCCAACAUUUACAUCAUGUGGGAUCCGCUCCAACUGGUGCACCUAUGGACAGGCAUUUUGGAUUCUUCUCUGAUUCACCAGAAUCAUCAUUCAUGAGCUCAGUAGCCUUUGGAAGGCUGGGCCGAGCAAAUGGAAAUUACAUGAUGAAUAUGGGUUCUCAUGGCAAUAUAAAUGCUGGUAUAGGCCUUCCUGGAAACAUAACUGAAAAUGGUUCUCCUAAUUUUGGAAUGGUGCCAUUGCCUAGGCAUGCUCCUUCGUUCUAUGGAAAUGGUUCCUAUCCUGGGCUAGGAGAAACCAGCAUUGAAGUAUUAGCUGAACGCAGUCGUAGUCGGCAGACUGGUGUAAACCAGAUGGACAACAAGAAGCAGUAUCAACUGGAUCUAGAAAAAAUUAUGAAUGGCGAAGACAUUAGAACUACAUUGAUGAUCAAGAACAUCCCUAACAAGUACACUUCAAAAAUGCUGCUUGCCGCGAUUGAUGAAAAUCACAAAGGGACAUAUGAUUUCCUGUACUUGCCUAUUGAUUUCAAGAAUAAAUGCAAUGUGGGUUACGCCUUCAUUAAUAUGGUUUCGCCCUCACACAUUAUUCCUUUCUUUAAGACAUUUAAUGGGAAGAAGUGGGAAAAGUUUAACAGCGAGAAGGUUGCUUCACUGGCAUAUGCACGAAUCCAGGGCAAGGUUGCACUUGUCUCUCACUUUCAGAAUUCUAGUUUGAUGAACGAAGAUAAGCGGUGCCGUCCAAUUCUCUUUCACUCAGAGGGUCAAGAGACUGAGGAUCAGGAAUCUUUACUCACAGGAAAUUUGAAUGUGUAUAUUCGUCAAGCGGAUGGUUCUUAUGCUGGGGAUUUACUGGAGAGUCCAAAGGGCAGUCUAGAUGAGAAGCCCGACAGGAUUUAGCAGUGCGCUCCCUCCUUUAGCUAUGGUAAACAGUGGCUUGAAAGCUAACUCCUGUAUAGGUACAUAACUGUACAAAAUCGGAGCAGAAAAGGGACAAGGUAACAUAACUGUAUAUAUGACAUGACCCGGAGUUUCAGGUGUCGCUUGAUGCUUGUAACUAUCUAUGAGGGACUUCGUUAGAUACGAAGUGGAGAGCGGCAUAAUCACUAUUCAAAGGCAUAGUGAAGCAUGCUGCUUGAAGAGUGUAUUUGCCACCGAAUGGGGAAAUGCUAUUGUUACCACCAUGCUAAUUUGUCUCUUCUUCUGGUUCUCUUUUCUAAUCUAUUUAUCAUCUUCAGCCAUUUUUUGAGGAUGAUUACCUGCUCUUGUUGGUACAUACUCGUAGGAUGAGCGAGCGGUACUGUUUUAGCAAAUGUACAGAAGAGAGAACAUGCCCUCUGUACUAUCUAUUUGUCUUCUGUCAUUGGCAUGCACUUGGAAAAAAUGUGUAUUCCAUCUUUGGAUGAUCAAAUGCUUUUUCGUAUUU